Messenger RNA from Ruditapes philippinarum (Manila clam), 1071 nucleotides. RefSeq lists its product as uncharacterized. The record is from RefSeq and is a predicted model, not a curated record. NCBI's taxonomy places the organism in Eukaryota, Metazoa, Mollusca, Bivalvia, Venerida, Veneridae. The coding region runs from base 145 to 591 and encodes 148 amino acids. The transcript has 7 exons. Gene Ontology annotation, molecular function: calcium ion binding.
UGCUCCUGGUCAAUAAAGGUCAAUAAAGGUCAUAUAUACUUAGUGUUUAAACUAUUUAAGACAAACCUUUAUCAGUUUAACGGUUCUCCCUUACUUUCAGAUCACCUGUUAGUAGUGAAAGGUCAACUAUAAGCACUAAAAGCCAUGAAGAACAUGUGGAUGGGCAUCAUUUGUGCCGUGUGUAUCGGUGUUGCAAUUGGGAUGACAACGAAACCAGCCGGUUCAAUGCUGCCAUCUGGUGCUGUUUUGGACAGAUUGGUAAACGAGAGUUUUAAGAACGUUGACAGUGACCAGGAUGGUCUAAUUGAGCCUUACGAGUUCGACACAUUGAUUAUUGUAGCUGACAAGGACGAUGACGGGUGCAUGACACUUGCGGAGUACAAGAAUUUCUCGGCAGGUACACCUGCAAUUGCCACGAUGAUUUACAAGCACUUUGACACAGACAAUACUGAUUGCCUCCAGGUGAACGACGUGUAUGAUCAGUUUAAUUUAAUGGACUCCGACCAUAGCAACACUGUAACACUGCGUGAGUUUGAAAGCUACUAUGUUAAGUUACUCCAUACGUUGUUCAACACGGCAACUGUUGGUUAGACAACAGUACUAUAGAAGCAUUUCUUUUCGUUUGAUUUGACGAGAGUGAAAAUAUUUGAAAAGUUAUUUUUUUUAAUAUGCCACGACAGACGAGUGAAAAAAAACUUCUACAAAUGAGAGAAAUAAAAACAUAGCAGCAGUAAAUGCUCCCUCUUUGUUGUCAAUUAUAUUAUAUCCUUUUUGUGCGGAAAUCUUUAUGUAUUUCAAGAUAAUAUACUGAAAGGAUGAUUCGUUUUCUGUAUACAAUCGCUUAUUUUACAAGACAAAAUAAUUAUUGAAAAUCAACUUUAAAAAGUCAGCUAUAUCUACACAUAUAUUACUUGUAUGAUUUAAAAAAAAAGUUAUUGUUAGAGCCUGAUAUGCUAAAUUUGCAGUAAAUAUUUAAAAAUAACCCUUUGAAUGUUUGGAACGAGUUCUUAAUUAUUCUUUUAUAUGUCAAUAUAGAUGAUGCUUAUAAAUGGCGGAUAAUUUGUGAGCAAA